UGCGCAGUGCGGCUUCCUGCUGCUGUCCAAGAUGGCGGCGCCCAUGACCCGCUGCCGGAGGUCGCGAGGGAAAUAGAGACGCCUUUAGGUUAACGUCGCCCUCAGCAACAACAACAAAAACAGAGAACCGCGGAUCUCCAAUACAGUCAGCACCAUCUUCACCCACCGAGAGCAGCGGCCUGAGGUUCCUCAGGAGAGCGGGAGGCUCCCGGGGACAGGCGGCGGCCUGGCCAGUCUUUCCACAAUGCCCGGAUCACUUCCUGCCAACGCUGAGGCCAGCUGGCCCAAGGAUGUGGGAAUCAUUGCCAUGGAGAUCUACUUCCCGUCUCAGUUUGUGGAGCAGACAGAACUGGAGAAGUUCGAUGGGGUGGACGCAGGCAAGUACACGGUGGGCCUGGGUCAGUCCAGGAUGGGUUUCUGUUCUGACCGUGAGGACAUCAACUCCUUGUGCCUGACCGCUGUUCACCGGCUGCUGGAGAGGAACAACCUCCCAUACGAGAGCAUCGGGCGACUGGAGGUGGGCACAGAGACUAUCAUCGAUAAGUCCAAGUCAGUGAAGACCGUUCUGAUGCAACUGUUUGAGGAGUCUGGGAACACUGACAUCGAAGGCAUUGACACCACUAAUGCCUGCUAUGGUGGGACCGCUGCACUCUUCAACUCUGUCAACUGGGUGGAGUCCAGUUCCUGGGAUGGGCGCUAUGCACUAGUUGUUGCUGGUGAUAUUGCCGUCUAUGCCACUGGGAGUGCCCGUCCCACCGGUGGUGCCGGUGCCAUUGCCAUGUUGGUCGGUCCAAAUGCUCCGCUGGGAUUUGAGCGAGGACUCCGGGGAACACACAUGCAGCACGCAUACGAUUUCUACAAGCCGGACAUGGUGUCAGAGUACCCAGUGGUGGAUGGGAAGCUUUCGAUACAGUGCUACCUCAGCGCAUUAGAUCACUGUUACAAAGUUUACUGCAACAAGUAUCAGGCACAGAAACAAAAAGAGGGCAGCGAUGCUCGCUUUACUCUCCAGGAUUUUGACUACAUGGUAUUCCACACCCCUUACUGCAAACUGGUCCAGAAAUCUGUGGCCCGGCUGCUUCUCAACGAUUUCCUACAUGACUCCAACCCCAACACAGAGAGUGGUAUCUUCAGCGGCCUGGAGGCCUUCAGAGAUAUGAAACUUGAGGACACUUACUUCGAUCGGGACGUGGAGAAAGCUUUCCUGAAGGCAAGCAGCGAUAUUUUUAAGCAGAAGACGCAUCCAUCACUGAUGCUUUCCAACCAGAAUGGGAACAUGUACACGCCCUCUGUCUACGGCUGCCUGUCCGCCGUGUUAAGCCAGCGCUCUGCCCAGCAGUUGGCCGGCCAGAGGAUUGGCCUGUUCUCCUAUGGCUCGGGAUUUGCUGCUACCCUGUACUCGCUCCGCGUCACCCAGGACGCGACACCCGGAUCUGCGCUGGACAAGCUGAUGUCCAGUUUGUCAGACCUGCAGGUCAGGCUGGACUCGCGCAAGAAGGUGUCACCGGAAGUAUUCGCCACCAGCAUGAAGCUGAGGGAGGAAACCCAUCAUUUGGCAAACCACCAGCCACAGAGUGCAGUAGAGGACCUGUUCCCUGGCACGUGGUAUCUCACCCGAGUGGAUGACAAACAUCGUCGUGACUACGCUCGGAGGCCAGUCCUGGAGAACAGCAGCUUUGAGGCUGGGUCAGGUGUUCUCCAGAGCAAAACCACCGCGGCUGAGUGUGCACCAAGUCCUGCCAAGAAAAUGCCCAGGAUUCCAGGAACAGCUGCACAAGCUGGCACUGCUAACCUCAGCAACGGAGAGCACUGAGCUGACGUCGAGAAUGUGGGGGAGCAAAGAGGACAAGAGAGAGAAAAUGAACAAUCUCCCCCAGCCCCGGCAAGUCUGAUCCAUGUGGGUGGGAUUCCUCUGACUUCUGGGGAAGGAACGCUGGAUAGAUAUCUGAAAAUGAAUUCUUGGGUCUUCUGCAAGAAGGUGUCCCAGACCAGCCACCUGAUGUACAGUCAGUCUGCAGCACACACCUUUUUUUUCAAACUUUGUUUGCAUUCAAACAUUGUAUUUUAAAAUUCUGUUUACUGUGCGUGGAACGGGUGGGUGAGCUUUGAAUGCUUGUACGUUGCAUUCGAUCUGUGCGCUCCCGUGCGCUCCCUUUACUGCUUUGUAAUUUAGCUGUUUGCUUCCUUUCUGUUUGAUGUGAUAUUUAUGUCUGUGCAGUGAGUUGGUGCCCAAGCCGAUGAAGUACAGACAAACCUCAGUUGUUCAUUGAUGCAUCAUCUUCUCCCCACGCCCAGUAGCUGUUUCUGAUCGUGUUGAAAUUUAAUUUUAUCCAGUGAAAAAGAAAAUCCUGAACCUGCACAUGUUCUGAAGUGAGUUAUAAAAUGUAGGAUCUGUUGUAAAGUUCUUUUUAAAUUAAAAAAAAAGUGUACAAACUCACGAAACGGA
This is a messenger RNA of Hemiscyllium ocellatum (epaulette shark), 2446 nucleotides long. RefSeq names its product 3-hydroxy-3-methylglutaryl-CoA synthase 1 (soluble) (gene hmgcs1). Gene Ontology annotation, molecular function: hydroxymethylglutaryl-CoA synthase activity. Lineage: Eukaryota; Metazoa; Chordata; Chondrichthyes; Orectolobiformes; Hemiscylliidae. Bases 245 to 1813 code for a protein of 522 amino acids. Gene Ontology annotation, biological process: acetyl-CoA metabolic process. The transcript is spliced from 9 exons. The record is from RefSeq and is a predicted model, not a curated record.